This is a messenger RNA of Cheilinus undulatus (humphead wrasse), 3303 nucleotides long. It is a transcript of the gene alg13, whose product is annotated as ALG13 UDP-N-acetylglucosaminyltransferase subunit. NCBI's taxonomy places the organism in Eukaryota, Metazoa, Chordata, Actinopteri, Labriformes, Labridae. The record is from RefSeq and is a predicted model, not a curated record. Gene Ontology annotation, molecular function: cysteine-type deubiquitinase activity. Bases 160 to 2952 code for a protein of 930 amino acids. Gene Ontology annotation, biological process: protein deubiquitination. The transcript is spliced from 25 exons.
CCCGCGUUGAUUGAACGUGAUUACCCACACCUGUCCGUGAACAUAGCUAGUGCCGGUAGCAGCAGAGGUUUCCCGGUAAAUGUGGCCCGGAGUUUAACGGCUCUGUUCCGAAGUUUUCGGUUCUUUUCUGCGGUUGGACGGUUCUCUAACGGCUCCGUGAUGCAGAAGGGCCUGAAAAAAUACUUCGCCAACAUGGACGAGUACCUGGGCAGCCUGGGACUCUACCGGAAGAUGGUGGCGAGGGACGCGUCCAGUCUUUUCCGGGCAGUGUCCGAGCAGCUGUACUACUCUCAGAACUACCACCAGAAGAUCCGUCAGGACUGUGCCAACUUCAUGAGAGCCAACAGGAGCAACUUUGAACCUUUUGUUGAAGGUUCAUUUGAGAAAUACCUGGAGCGUCUGGAGGACCCAAAGGAGACGGUGGGUCAGGUGGAGAUCAAGGCUCUGUCUCAGCUGUACAGGCGCUGUUUCAUCAUCUAUCGUUACCCAGGAAAACCAGCCACGGUGAUCUCAGAGGACGACUUUGUGGACAAGGUGACACUGUGUUGCUCCAUCAAUGGUAACUAUGACAUUGUUUACCCACGGAGUUACCCCGCCUCUGCCGCCUUCUGUCAGUCUCUGCUGUACGAGCUGCUCUACACUCAAGUGUUUGGGUUGGAGGAGGCGGAGCUCUGUCAGGCCAUGGAGACCUUCAGGAUCGGAGGUCGUCGCUAUAGAAACAGCCCGUCAGUGUGUAGUGACGUGGACAUCGGUUAUGACACACCGGAGGAUCGAGGUCACAGGGAGGAGUCUGAGGUGGGCGGAGCUUCAGAGGACAAACUGCGGGCUGUGACAGAUGAGGCAAAGUCUCCUGCAGAGGCCCCGCCCCCCUCUAGGCUGUCCCUUCCAUAUAAGGUCAUGAAGUCUCUGGAUGGGGAGGUGUACAGGAACCUGGAGUUUGACGUGUGGCAGGACACCUGUAAAGAGAUGCAGAAGACGGACUACAUGGUGUUUGCAGGGAGGCAGUACUUCCUGGGAGAUAAAUGUCAGGUUCGUCUGGAGCCAAAGGGGAAAUACUACAAUGCCUUUAUCCAGGAAGUAGGAACUCACCCAUCGGCUGUCACCGUGUUCAUCGAGGAGCUGGGAGAGAAACACCUUGUUCCUCUGACCGACCUUAAACCAGUGAAUCCGGUCCCCGCCUGGAACGUCGCUGCCCCCUCAAGGAAAGGAGACCUGGACCUCGACUCUCGUGGUCAGCGUCACCAGCGCCAUCGUUACUUCAGGAAGUCUCGCGGUAGCAGUGGAGUGAAGGGGGCAGAGCUGUUGAUUCCCCAACCGGCCUCAUAUGGAGGCCCCUCCCCUUCAGCUCUGCCGCCCCGAUUCCAACCCACUGGUCACCCUAGACCCCCUCCUCCCCCAUCUCCAGGAGCUUUGACCUAUGACCCCUACGCACCCCCUCACCACCAUCACCAUCAUCCCCCUCCGCCCCGCCCUCCUCGCUACGGGGCGUCCAGAAGCUCCGCCCGCUUCCUGAACCGUCACCUGAUUGGUCAACAGUUGACCUAUUACCACCCUGGCAGACGGUAUUACCACGACUACGAGAACUACACCUUCAGGUCCCGUCGUAGCCGGCGUCAGCUGGCUGCUCUGAAUAAAGAGUGUCAGUUUGGAUUCCCCACUGAGGCGUCAGAAGAGCCCACUGAUCUGGACGCCACCAUGGCAUACUACCAGCUGGACGAUGGUGGCGAGGCCGUCUUUCCUCAGCUGACGGGACCUGCUGUGGCCCCUCCCCCCUCUAUAGGAGCCCCGCCCCCUCCUUCUGGGUCAUCCUACAGGGUUCAGAGGGGCUCAGGACCCCUUCCCCCUGCCCCUCCUCCAGGAAACACCCCAGUGAGCUCGUCUGAGGAAGAGCAGGAGGAGACGAGCACGGUGGAGGACCAAGCGGAGUACUCCGAGGAGUUCAUCUACUCGUCUCAGGAUCAGAGCUAUCCGACUUCAGGUGUUUACACUGCUGCUGAGCCCUCCACCAAUCAGGGUGAGGAGGAAGUAGGAGCCACUGACUCCCCACAGAGACCAGAGAUGAACUUCAGCUACACACAGCAAGUGGUGAAGCCGUUGGGUGUCAUCUGCUCGUCUCCCUCCUCGUCCUCCUCGUCACCUUCGUCUCCAUCACGUUUACCUGCUGCUCACCUGCAGCCAACCGCUCACACUCAGCCCCGCCCAGUUGCCAUGGCGAUACCAGCCUCUCCCUGGUUGGUUAAUGAGCUCGGUGAACCUCUCUGCAGUGUUGUGGCCCCGCCCCCUUACUCCUACGACCCCAAUGGCAGCGAUUUACCCCGAGACUGCAGGGUUCUUCAGUAUUAUUUCAACCUUGGCGUCCAGUGGUAUCAUCACACGUGCUGGCAGCAGCAGCAGGUCUACCCCCCAACUCCACCUGACGCCUCCUACCCGUACCAGCACUACAUGCCCUACCCGAGCCAGGACACGCCCCCACACGCUGCCCCCCCCUCAUACCCUGACACAACUCGAGGUCCCCAUCAGACCCCCUCCUCCUACCCAGAAUCCUCCAGGCCUGGAGAUGGACAGACAGAUGGACACAGUAGUGGCCCCACCCCCUCGAUGGAAGGCUCCUCCUCUGCCAGCCCCACCCCAGGCACCGCCUCCUCAUCUUUAAUAUACUCAGAUCAGCCCCUCCCCCCUCCUCCAUUGCUCCACCUGCCUUAUGAAGCUCCGCCUCCAUCCACGUACAUGCCUUCAGCCCCACCCCCUCCUCCUCUUCCCCACCCUCCCCAUCCGUUGCAUCUCCCCCAUCACACCUCCUACCACGCCUGUCUGCCCUCCUCCACUCACUGGGGGACAUCGUCUGGCCCACGGGUCUACUGUCCCUCCCCUAACCCUGCCCAUGUGGUCAGCUACAUAGCAGCUCCGCCCCCUCAUCAUACGGCUGCCCACUACCUCCCUCCCACAGUCUAACAGACACGCCCAACCUGAGGGGCCGCCUCCAUGCCAACCAUGCUCCACCUUUAAACCCCACACCCAGAUGUUACCAUGGUUACAAACAGAAAAACAAUUCAGCCGUAGCCAUGGUAACCCACCUGUUUGACAGUGUUCGCUGUAGCCAUGGUAACUAUGGUUGCCACAGUAGAGAGUUUAGAAACCAUUUUGGCGGUCGACAAGAAUGUUGACAUGUUUUGUUCUUUCUCAGUUCGUUUGUUUAGAUUCUAAGCCAGCCAAUCAGAGAGAGGGUGUGGCCUGUCCCAGGUUAUGAUAAGGGAUGUCUUUGUGUUCAGACCAUCUGUUUAAAUAAAGUUUAUUUCCGCAGCA